Galleria mellonella (greater wax moth) is the source of this 3065-nucleotide messenger RNA. Its product is annotated as gamma-taxilin. The transcript has 7 exons. The record is from RefSeq and is a predicted model, not a curated record. Gene Ontology annotation, molecular function: syntaxin binding. Bases 126 to 1988 code for a protein of 620 amino acids. NCBI's taxonomy places the organism in Eukaryota, Metazoa, Arthropoda, Insecta, Lepidoptera, Pyralidae.
CAUGUAUCAAUCUAUUUCAUCUCUUUAAUGUAUAAACUACCUAUUAUUACUAGGACGGUGUCAAUUUUAAUUCAAUUUAUUUCUGUUGUGUUUGGAUAAAAUUAAAGAAUUAAACUUAUUUUAAAAUGGAAGCAGCAGCGGAAGAAGUAUCCAAAGAAAAUACAGAAAAUGCAAUUCCAGAUAUGACUGCAACUGAAAAAUCUCUCCCACCUCCAACACAAGACCCACCAAAAAAGUCAAAAAAAGAAGACCGCACCAGCAAGAAAGAUGAUAAAAGUGUAGAGCAGUUCAUGAAAUCACUAAACUCGGUGCCAACACUGGAAGAAAAAUUAUCACUUGUAUGCAAAAAGUACAUACAUAUAAUGGAUGACAGUAAGAAGAUGCAGUUUUAUAUUAAACAAUCGGAAAAAAGAUAUACAUUGCUGUCUAAAGAGAAGGAACAACUGCAGCAUGAGUACAAUAAGACUGUACUUGUCAAGUCGAAAUUGGAAAACCUUUGCCGUGAACUUCAGAAACAGAACAAGGCUAUCAAGGAAGAAUCUCUAGUUAAGAUUCGCGAGGAGGAAGAGCGUCGUAAGGAAACACAGGCCAAAUUCCAGAACACUCUCUCGGAGAUCACAGCACUCUUGCAACAGAAUAAUGAGAAGAACGCCAAGCUCAGAGAUGAUAACAUCAGCAUGAGUGAAAAGUUCAAGAGUGUGGUCCAACAGUAUCAGUUGAGGGAACAACAGGUAGACAAAAUGGCAAAACAAAUGGCAUUAGAAUCUCAGUUGUCCGACGCCAAACUCCAGAAGGCAAGUCUGGAACAUCAAGCCGAGAAAGAAAAGUUGAUGGCUGAGAUGGAACACCUGAAGGUGACGUUGACUCAGUAUCGGACCAAGAUCAUGGAGCUUCAAGGCACAGAGACCGCCUUGAGGGGACAGUUGUCGGUCUACACUGACAAGUAUGACGAGUUCCAGAACGCUUUAGUGAAGAGUAAUCAAGUGUUUGGAGGUUUCAAAGAACAAAUGGAGAAGAUGUCAAAGAAAAUCAAGAAGUUGGAAAAAGAGUCGUUAUCAUGGAAGAAGAGAUGGGAGACGUCGCAGACGGCGCUACUGGACAUGUGCGGGGAACGCCAGGCUAGUGAGGAACGUGCCGCCGCCGCCGCCCGCCAGUUGCACCACAUGCAGAGCCUGUGUCGCACGCUCCAGGGUGAGCGUACUGUGUUGUUGAAUACAUUGAAGGAGCAUAACAUCGAACGUCCGCCGCUGCCGCCGCCGCCACCUACGCCCGUACCGGCGCUGGCACCCGCACCCGCACCCUCUACAUCUCCUGCGUCAGCACCGGCUUCUAAUAGCAAGGUCGACGCAAUGGCAGCUAACUGUGCCCAAUUACGGCAAAGUCUCGCACAUCUCCAAAGCCAGCUGAAUGUUUUAACAAAUAAUAAAAAUAACACUACAGAGGAACCACCUAAACCGGAAAAACAGAAGAAGUCCAAAUCAAAAAAGAGCAAAGCAGAAAAACAAGCACAAAAAACUGUUCAAGAGAAAACAGAUGUGACCAAAGAGCCAGAAAGUGAUGAGUCGAACGCAAAAGAAAAUACAGAUGUUAAUGAAGUUAGUGCCAAUAUAAAUGAAGUACAAAAUGACGGUAAAGACAGCUCAGACGAUAAGGUAGAUGAUAAAACGUUAGAAACAUUAAUACAAGCUAUAAAUAGUGCUAAUAUUAAUUUGUGUGAUUUGGAAGUUGUCCAUGAUGAUAACAUGGAUAACGAUGUUGGUGAAGUAUUAAAUAUUGAAGUCUCAAACGACUUCAAAGUUCAGAAUGCCCUCGAGGAAAAGAUAAAUGAAGUUAUCAAUUCAAAUGAAGUCAAAUUAAGUGUAUCCAUUGAAAAAUGUAACGAAACAAAUCCAGAACAAGAUGAAGGUGCCCUUGAAACAAAUAUAAAUGAGGAAGUAUCUCACAUUUCUGAAAUUAAACCCAUCGCGACUGAGGCGACUAGUGCGUGAAUAUGUCGAUUGUCAAUUCUAUUGUAAAUAGUGUUUGGACUUUUCUACAUUCUUUUAAUGUUAAUCAUAAACUUUUAAUAACGGAGUUUUUUUUUUAAUAUUUUAGUAUUACUUAGUUGGUCUCAAUUUAGUUUUUUUUUUUGUGUGUGACCAUUUCUAUUUUGUUUGUUAGUUGACUGACUUUCUGUUGGAAGUGUACAGUGCCUAAAUCUAGUUGUGCCUAGUCCUAGAUUUAGGUUAUUGAUUUGUAUUUUUUUUUGUCUUAAAGUAUUAAGAUGGCUCUUAUUUCUUUUACUGUUUUAUUAAAAUUUAUAGUUGUCUGAAGUUUGCCUGCUAUUCGCUCCUUUACAAUAUUUGUUUACUUUAAAAUUUCAUUAAUUUUCUAUUAUUAUAAUUGACCUAUAGGUCAGUUACUAAAAUUAUGUUUUUAGUUACUAUAUAGAUGUUGUGUAGUUUUACCAUAUGGCCCAAAAACAUUAUCUUUUCGUUAAUGAAAUUGUUAUAAAUUGAUCAUGGUUCGUUAAAGUUACUAGGGAUUACACUCGAAGUAUACAAGUUAAAAAUUACGCAUGGGCUCAAAACAUUUGUAUCUCAGUAUGUUGUCUAUAAUAUUUUCUGGAAAAUUCACUGCCCUCACUCCCGCCUGUAAAUAUUUCUGGAGCAAGUCGCUUGUCCUCCAAAUUCUGACCUAACUUCUUCCGCACUGCAUUGCACUAUUUUUUUUUAGUUUACCAAUUUAUAUACAUUUAUACCUGUAUUCUAAAAUAAUUUUUGAAACCUUUAUUAACUCAUUCUCACUUACUGAAAUCAAUAUUCUUAUUUGGCAAAUUAUUCCUUGACACGAAUAUUUUCUUCUUCUUUCUUCUUCUCGAUGUGAGAAUGUGUAAGGUAAGAACUGUUAAUGUUAAGAUACAUCGGAAACUACCUUAAGGAACAAUUGAGAAGUGUUUUUGUCAGUAAGAGAAAAUUUACAGUACAAGUUUGGUGUGUAAAAACGAAAUAUUGUGUAUAUGUAUUUUAUAGCAUUUAUGAUUGGAUAAUAGUGUGCAAAUAAAGGAAGUUAGAAUUAAUAAUUAA